Alexandromys fortis (reed vole) is the source of this 2157-nucleotide messenger RNA. It is a transcript of the gene Ces4a, whose product is annotated as carboxylesterase 4A. Bases 1 to 1674 code for a protein of 557 amino acids. The transcript has 14 exons. The record is from RefSeq and is a predicted model, not a curated record. Lineage: Eukaryota; Metazoa; Chordata; Mammalia; Rodentia; Cricetidae.
AUGAAGUGGAUCCUGGGCUUGAGCCUUGUCCUGUGCCUGGUAGUCUCGAUGGCCUUAGGUGCUUUGUACACCAAGGAGCCUCUCGUGGUCACCAGACACGGGAUCCUACAAGGAAAGCAAACACAUGUGGGAAACAUAACCGUCCAAGUCUUCCUGGGAGUCCCCUUCUCCAAACCUCCUGUGGGCACCCGCAGGUUUGCUCCUCCAGAGCCCCCGCAACCCUGGACCGGCUUCAGAGAUGCCACCAUCUACCCACCUUCGUGCCUUCAGGAAACCUGGGGACAGGUAACCUCCAUGUACUUGAACACGCGGAAGCAGUAUGAAUGGCUGCACUUCAGCGAGGACUGUCUCUACCUGAAUGUUUAUGCCCCAGUGCUAGCGCCUGGGGACCCUCUGCUGCCGGUGAUGGUUUGGUUUCCGGGAGGCGCCUUCCUCGUCGGCUCUGCUUCCACCUACGAAGGCUCGGAGUUAGCCGCCCGCGAGAAAGUGGUGCUGGUGUUUCUGCAGUACAGGCUGGGCAUCCUAGGCUUCUUCAGCACGGGCGACAGCCAAGCCCGCGGAAACUGGGGGCUGCUGGACCAGAUAGCGGCUCUGCACUGGGUUCAGGAGAACAUCGAGGCCUUUGGUGGAGACCCGGACAGUGUAACACUAUUCGGUCAGUCGGCGGGAGCUAUGAGCAUCUCGGGACUGCUGAUGUCACCCCUUGCCCAAGGUCUAUUCCAUCGGGCCAUUUCCCAGAGCGGUACUGCGAUACUGAAAGUCUUCAUCAUGUCUGAUCCAUUGAAGGCAGCCAAGAAGGUUGCUCACGUGGCUGGCUGCGACCACGACAACACAAAGAUCAUGGUAGCAUGCCUGAGGGCUCUAUCGGGGAAUGAGGUGAUGCACGUUUCCAAGAGGAUGGCAUUCUUUCACGUCAACCUCAAGAAAGAUCCAAACGAUAUGGUAUGGUUCCUGAGCCCUGUGGUGGAUGGUGUGGUGUUCCCAGAGGACCCUGUGGUGCUCCUGACCAGCGGGCAGGUUACCCCUGUGCCCUACCUUUUAGGUGUCAACAAUGUGGAGUUCGAGUGGAGCUUGCCUUUUCUCUUGAAGCUCCAGCUGACUCAGCACGCAAUGAACGAAAAAUACCUCACCAAACUGCUUUGGAGUUCCAGCACCCUGCUGAAUAUCACUAAGGAGCAGAUCCCACUGGUGAUGAAGGAGUACUUGAUUGACGCUGCCGUUAAGCAUGACUGGAAGACGGUCCGCAACCACUUGCUAGAUCUAAUUGGAGAUGCCACCUUCGUGUACUCCACCCUUCAAGCCGCACGCUACCACCGGGAUGCUGGCUUCCCUGUCUAUCUGUAUGAGUUCAAGCACCGUGCUCCUUCAGGCAUAAUUGUCAAACUUCGACACGAUGGGGCAGACCAUGGAGACGAGCUUGCCUAUAUCUUCGGAAGCCCUUUCUCCAAAGGCUCAUCCACCAGUGAGGAAAAGGAAUUUAGCCUCCAGAUAAUGAAAUACUGGGCCAACUUUGCCCGCACUGGGGACCCCAAUGACAGAACGCUGCCCUACUGGCCACGCUUUGACAAGAAUGAAAAGUACCAGCAGUUGGACUUCGAUACAAGUGUGGGUGUGAAGCUCAAAGAGAAAAAGAUGGCUUUCUGGAGAAGGCUGCACCAGCCUCAGAAAACUUAGAAGCAGCAGCAACCCUGAGAGUAACCAAGCAAGAGAGAACUAUCCUACCAUCCUGCCUCAAGGAGAUUGGCCCUGGAUAUGUCUGAGGACAGCAGUCCUGUCUACUGAAUGUGGGACCUGGAGAUGCUCCUGGCUGCCUUCAGGCUAUAGCUGGAGCCCCAGUCCGUCAUGUGGGGCUCAGCACCACCUGUCCAGCCUGACACCCCAUAGAUCACUGUCUACACCAGGCCAGGGACUUUUCAUCACACUGUGCUCUGCCCCCUCAGCCUCAGGAUAAUCUCUUCUCUCUCUUUUCCAGGUCCUCUUACCCCUCAUGAUGUUUUCAGACCCCUCUUAUGGAGGGUUCACACAGGCUGUCACUUUCUGUCAUUGCACCCUGCCAUCAUUGAUCAUCUACCCUGUCCAACCUGCCUGCUCGUGCUUGCCUCGAGGACCCAGACAAUCUAUUCAUGGCAUGGGGCAAAGCUUUGAUGGCUUGGGAUC